CUCUGUUUUUGUUGUGGUGUCCUGCAUGUGCAAAAGCUAACAAUCUACUGUAAGUACGUGGGAAAUUUCUUAAGAGAGUUUACCACUGCUUCAUAUACAAUGUAAGCUGCGUCGGGCUUUAUUUUGCAUCUGUAGUUUAGGUUUUUGACAGGACAGAAGACGUGUUUUGUUUUGGAUGAGCUAGCGACUGACAAGUGGGCGGGGUGCAUGAUUAUUGUUAUGUAAACAAGGGAUGAUUUGAAUUGUAUUUAUCACCCACUGAAGAUCAUAAGCAUACUUCGAAUUAUUGCGACGUUAAGGAAAAAAAGAUGGAAGGUGAUAAGCCUACUGUGGGAAGCGAUGAGAUUUUGAGGAAACUAAAGCCUCGACUGAUUGAGAUGAUGAUUGGAGAGCCCGACUUCCUUCUAACACACAGCGACUCUCUCGGUUUACUGACACGGGAAGAGUACACUAACAUAAAGUCUAUUCAAAAACCGUCCGAAAAAUUGCGAGAUAUUUUUGAUACUGUUAUUGGAAAGGGCAGUUCCGAAUCGAACACCCUCCUUCGUCGCAUGCAAGAGGAAGAAUUCCAGGAAACCUUUCCAAAACUGGAGUUUCUGAAGACGACCCACAUCGGCACCACUACCACUGAGAAAUGUGGUACCAAAAGACCACAGCCAAUGCCAACAGAAGAGCCUCCCCUAAAGCAGACAUGCACAAACACUGUAGUGAGCGAAAAACAGCUGAUGCUGGUCGCAGCGAAGAUGAGGCGUCAUUGGAAGCAGUUCGGCAGAAUGGCGCUUAUUAUCAAAACAACAAAGUUGGAGCAAAUCGUUGACGAUAACCCCAACAACGUGGUAGAGCAGGUGUUUGCCAUGCUACGUGUCUGGAAAAUGCGUGAGCGUUCAGAAGCCACUCCUAAGCGCCUCCACACUCUGCUGUCUGAAGGGGACUGGGCACUGGACCCUGAAGACAUCGACUUUCUCCUCAAUGAUUCUUGAUCAGAUUUGUUAUUGGAGAGCAAUGAAUUCAACAGUUUUCCACAUCAUAGCAGUGCCCAUCAGGUUAUUAUUCAAUCUCUAUGUGUACCUGCCGGACAGGUAGACAUAAAGUUGGGCCAUACUAGGCUAUAUUUUUUAAAUGGGGACUGGAAUUUGAAAUACACGUUGAUAAACUACAAGGGCUCAGAAUGCAUAAUGCAUGCAGGUGCAUUCAAAAAUCCUGUUGUGUGUGUGGGUGCAUGUUUUUAUACUUUAAACUUUUUACGUUUUUUACCUAUCCUUUCCUAUCUGUGUCACAGAUUUGAUCAUCAUGUAA
Molecule: messenger RNA, 1296 nt
Organism: Engraulis encrasicolus (European anchovy)
Lineage: Eukaryota; Metazoa; Chordata; Actinopteri; Clupeiformes; Engraulidae
Exons: 3
Coding region: 309-980 (223 amino acids)
Biological process (GO): regulation of apoptotic process; signal transduction
Molecular function (GO): protein binding
Source: RefSeq, a predicted model, not a curated record